UCCUCCCCGGCUCCAUGCCUAGUCUCCAUAUAAAAGCGGCGCCGCCUCCCCGCCCGCUCGCACUCCCCACUCCUCUCCGCUGCGCGCCCUAGGAGAGGGCGGAGGGGGAGGCGGCGCGCAGCGCCAGGAGGAGGGGGGACGCAGGGGGCGGAGCGGAGACAGCACCUUCGGAGAUAAUCCUUUCUCCUGCCGCAGAGAAGAGGAGCGGCCGGAGCAGGACACUUCGCCGAGGCAGAGCGGACCGGCAGGAUGGCGACCGUGGUGGUGGAAGCCGCGGAGCCUGAGCUGUCCGGCAGCACUGCCAACCCGGCGGCGUCCACCUCGCCCAGCCUCUCACAUCGCUUCCUCGACAGCAAGUUUUAUCUGCUGGUGGUCGUCGGUGAGAUAGUGACCGAGGAGCACCUGCGACGCGCCAUAGGCAACAUCGAGCUCGGAAUCCGAUCAUGGGACACAAACCUGAUUGAAUGCAACUUAGACCAAGAACUGAAACUUUUUGUAUCCCGACACUCGGCAAGAUUCUCUCCUGAGGUCCCAGGACAAAAGAUCCUUCAUCACCGAAGUGACGUUUUAGAAACAGUGGUCCUGAUCAACCCUUCAGAUGAAGCGGUCAGCACUGAGGUGCGCUUAAUGAUCACUGACGCUGCCCGGCACAAGCUGCUCCUGCUGACAGGACAGUGCUUCGAAAAUACUGGCGAGCUCAUUCUCCAGUCCGGCUCUUUCUCCUUCCAGAACUUCAUAGAGAUUUUUACCGAUCAAGAGAUUGGUGAAUUACUGAGUACCACCCAUCCUGCCAACAAAGCUAGUUUAACCCUUUUCUGUCCAGAAGAAGGAGACUGGAAGAACUCCAACCUCGACAGACACAAUCUCCAAGACUUCAUCAAUAUUAAACUCAACUCGGCUUCUAUAUUGCCAGAAAUGGAAGGACUUUCCGAGUUUACCGAGUAUCUCUCAGAAUCAGUGGAAGUCCCGUCUCCCUUUGAUAUUCUGGAACCUCCCACAUCGGGUGGAUUUCUAAAGCUCUCCAAACCCUGUUGCUACAUCUUUCCAGGAGGGAGAGGUGAUUCUGCCUUGUUUGCAGUGAAUGGAUUCAAUAUGCUCAUCAAUGGAGGAUCAGAAAGAAAAUCCUGCUUCUGGAAGCUCAUUCGACACUUGGACCGAGUGGACUCCAUCCUGCUCACCCACAUUGGGGAUGACAAUUUGCCUGGGAUAAACAGCAUGCUACAGCGGAAAAUUGCAGAGCUUGAGGAAGAACAGUCCCAAGGCUCCACCACUAAUAGUGACUGGAUGAAAAACCUCAUCUCCCCUGAUUUAGGAGUUGUAUUUCUCAAUGUCCCUGAAAAUCUGAAAAACCCAGAUCCGAACAUCAAGAUGAAGAGAAGCAUAGAAGAAGCUUGCUUCACUCUCCAGUACCUAAACAAACUGUCCAUGAAACCAGAACCUCUAUUCAGAAGUAUAGGCAAUAUCAUUGAUCCUGUCAUUCUUUUCCAAAAAAUGGGAGUCGGUAAACUUGAGAUGUACGUGCUUAACCCACUCAAGAGCAGCAAGGAAAUGCAGUAUUUUAUGCAGCAGUGGACUGGCACCAACAAAGAUAAGGCUGAACUAAUCCUGCCUAAUGGUCAAGAAAUAGAUAUCCCAGUCUCCUACCUAACUUCAGUUUCAUCUUUGAUCGUGUGGCAUCCAGCAAACCCUGCAGAGAAAAUCAUCCGAGUCCUAUUUCCGGGAAAUAGCACCCAAUACAAUAUCCUGGAAGGACUAGAAAAGCUCAAACAUUUAGACUUCCUGAAACAGCCACUGGCCACCCAAAAGGAUCUAACUGGUCAGGUGGCCACUCCUGCUGUGAAACAAGUAAAAUUGAAACAGAGGGCUGAUAGCCGAGAAAGUCUGAAGCCAGCCACAAAAACCCUUGCCAGCAAAUCUGUGCGAAAGGAGUCUAAAGAAGAAACCCCUGAGGUCACAAAAGCGAAUCAUGUGGAAAAAUCACCCAAAGUUGAAAGCAAGGAAAAGGUAACAGUGAAAAAAGACAAGCCUGUAAAAACAGAGACCAAACCUCCAGUGACUGAAAAGGAGGUGCCCAGCAAAGAAGAGCAGCCCCCCGUGAAAGCCGAGGUCGCUGAAAAGCAAGCCACAGAUGUCAAACCCAAAGUCACUAAGGAGAAGACGGUGAAAAAGGAAACAAAGGCAAAACCUGAAGAAAAGAAAGAGGAGAAGGACAAGACAAAGAAAGAAGUGGCUAAAAAGGAGGACAAGACACCUAUCAAGAAAGAAGAAAAACCAAAAAAGGAAGAGACGAAAAAGGAAGUCAAAAAAGAAAUCAAGAAAGAAGAGAAAAAAGAAUCCAAGAAAGAGGUUAAGAAAGAAACACCACUCAAGGAAGCCAAGAAGGAAGUUAAGAAGGAAGAAAAGAAGGAAAUUAAAAAGGAAGAAAAGGAACCCAAAAAAGAAAUUAAGAAACUUCCUAAAGAUGCAAAGAAAUCAUCUACUCCUCUCUCUGAAGCAAAAAAACCAGCUGCACUGAAACCAAAAGUACCCAAGAAGGAAGAGUCUGUCAAGAAAGAUUCUGUUGCUGCCGGGAAGCCAAAGGAGAAGGGGAAAAUUAAAGUCGUCAAGAAGGAAGGCAAGACAGCAGAGGCUGCGGCUGCAGCCAUUGGCACUGUGGCCGCUGCAGCGGCCGUGGCAACAGCAGCUGGAAUAGCAACCGCUGGCCCCACCAAAGAACUGGAAGCUGAGAGGUCCCUUAUGUCGUCCCCUGAGGAUCUAACCAAGGACUUUGAAGAGCUGAAGGCUGAAGAGGUCGAUGUAGCAAAAGACAUCAAGCCUCAGCUGGAACUGAUCGAAGAUGCAGAGAAACUGAAGGAGACUGAGCCGGUCGAAGCCUACGUCAUCCAGAAAGAGACAGAAGUCAUCAAAGGUCCCGCUGAGUCCCCUGACGAGGGGAUCACCACCACUGAAGGGGAGGGUGAAUGUGAGCAAACGCCCGAGGAGCUGGAGCCGGUCGAGAAGCAGGGGGUGGACGACAUUGAAAAAUUUGAAGACGAAGGAGCAGGUUUUGAAGAAUCCUCAGAGACUGGUGACUAUGAAGAGAAGGCAGAGACUGAGGAGGCUGAGGAGCCAGAAGACGAUGGUGAAGAAGCCGCGUGUGUGAGCACCUCCAAGCACAGCCCCGUGGAGGAGGACGAAAGCGCAAAGGCUGAGGCAGACGUGCACAUCAAGGAGAAGAGGGAGUCUGUGGCCAGUGGUGAUGACCGAGCAGAAGAAGACAUGGACGAGGCAGUGGAGAAAGGAGAAGCUGAACAGUCUGAAGAGGAGGGUGAUGAGGAGGACAAAGCUGAGGAUGCCAGAGAGGAAGAAUAUGAGCCCGAAAAAGCUGAAGCUGAAGAUUACGUGAUGGCCGUGGUGGACAAGGCUGCGGAGGCUGGUGGUGCCGAGGAUCAGUAUGGAUUCCUUACCACCUCAGCCAAGCAGCUGGAAGCCCAGUCUCCUGCCCGGGAACCUGCCUCUUCGAUUCACGAUGAGACUUUACCUGGAGGCUCGGAGAGCGAGGCCACUGCUUCCGAUGAGGAGAAUCGAGAAGACCAGCCUGAAGAAUUCACCGCCACCUCUGGCUACACUCAAUCCACCAUUGAGAUAUCCAGUGAGCCCACCCCGAUGGAUGAGAUGUCCACUCCCCGCGACGUGAUGAGCGACGAGACCAACAACGAAGAGACAGAGUCCCCGUCGCAAGAAUUUGUAAAUAUCACCAAAUACGAGUCUUCACUGUAUUCUCAGGAAUACUCCAAACCGGCUGUUACAUCGCUCAAUGGGUUAUCUGAAGGGUCAAAAACAGAUGCCACUGAUGGUAAGGAUUACAAUGCUUCAGCCUCCACCAUCUCACCACCCUCCUCCAUGGAGGAAGACAAAUUUAGCAAAUCUGUUCUACGUGAUGCUUACUGCUUUGAAGGGAAAGACUUGAAAGCCAGCGCCACGUUGGAGAUCAAAGACACUGUCUCAGCAGUUUCAGAUGAAAAACUUAGUUCAUCCAAGAGCCCUUCCCUGAGCCCUUCUCCGCCAUCACCCAUAGAAAAGACCCCCCUGGGUGAACGUAGUGUGAACUUUUCUCUGACACCCAAUGAGAUUAAAGUCUCAGCAAAGGCAGAAACAGCCCCAGUGUCUCCUGAGGUGACCCGAGAAGUGGUUGAAGAACAUUGUGCUAGUCCUGAGGAUAAAACCCUGGAAGUGGUAUCUCCGUCUCAGUCUGUGACUGGCAGUGCUGGCCACACACCUUACUACCAAUCUCCCACCGAUGAGAAAUCCAGUCACCUCCCUACAGAAGUCAUCGAAAAACCGCCAGCAGUUCCAGUGAGUUUUGAAUUCAGCGAUGCCAAAGAUGAGAACGAAAGGGCUUCCAUAAGCCCCAUGGACGAACCUGUGCCUGACUCGGAGUCUCCUAUUGAAAAGGUCUUGUCUCCUCUACGGAGCCCUCCCUUAAUUGGAUCCGAGUCUGCAUAUGAAAGUUUUCUGAGUGCUGAUGACAAGGCUCCUGGUAGACGUGCCGAAAGCCCUUUCGAAGGAAAGAAUGGAAAACAAGGCUUUUCGGACCAAAUAAGUCCACUGUCUGACAUGACUUCCACUGGUCUCUUCCAAGACAAACUGGAAGGGAAAAGCACAGACUUUAUACCAAUAAAGGAAGACUUUGGUCAAGAAAAGAAAACGGACGAUAUUGAAGCCAUGAGUUCUCAAUCGGGACUGGCUUUGGAUGAAAGGAAGUUAGGAGGAGAUGUUUCUCCUACACAGAUAGAUGUCAGUCAGUUUGGAUCUUUCAAAGAAGACACUAAGAUGUCCAUUUCUGAAGGCACUGUCUCAGACAAGUCAGCUACUCCUGUUGAUGAGGGUGUAGCAGAAGACACAUACUCUCAUAUGGAGGGGGUGGCCUCAGUCUCCACAGCUUCUGUGGCUACGAGCUCAUUUCCAGAGCCAACAACAGAUGAUGUGUCUCCUUCUCUGCAUGCUGAGGUUGGCUCCCCGCAUUCCACAGAAGUAGACGACUCCCUUUCCGUGUCUGUCGUGCAAACGCCUACCACUUUCCAGGAAACAGAAAUGUCUCCAUCUAAAGAGGAAUGCCCAAGACCAAUGUCAAUUUCUCCACCAGACUUCUCCCCUAAAACAGCCAAAUCCAGAACACCAGUUCAAGAUCACAGAUCUGAACAGUCCUCAAUGUCUAUCGAAUUUGGUCAAGAAUCCCCUGAGCACUCUCUUGCUAUGGACUUUAGUCGACAGUCUCCAGAUCACCCUACAGCGGGUGCAGGUCUGCUUCACAUUACUGAAAAUGGGCCAACUGAGGUGGACUACAGUCCUUCUGACAUGCAGGACUCUAGUUUAUCACAUAAGAUACCACCAAUGGAGGAGCCAUCCUACACUCAAGAUAAUGAUCUUUCUGAGCUCAUCUCAGUAUCUCAGGUCGAGGCCUCCCCAUCCACCUCUUCUGCACAUACCCCUUCUCAGAUAGCUUCUCCUCUCCAAGAAGAUACCCUAUCUGAUGUUGCUCCUCCCAGAGAUAUGUCCUUAUAUGCCUCACUCACUUCUGAAAAAGUGCAAAGUCUGGAAGGAGAAAAGCUAUCACCAAAAUCUGAUAUCUCUCCACUCACCCCAAGAGAGUCCUCUCCUUUAUAUUCACCUAGUUUUUCAGAUUCUACCUCUGCAAUCAAAGAAAACAUAGCAGCUUGCCACACUUCCUCUUCUCCACCAAUAGAAGCAGCAUCCGCAGAGCCCUAUGGCUUUCGUGCCUCGAUGUUAUUUGAUACGAUGCAACACCAUCUAGCCUUGAAUAGAGAUUUGACCACAUCUGUUGUGGAAAAGGACAUUGGAGGGAAGACACCUGGUGACUUCAGCUAUGCCUAUCAAAAGUCCGAGAAAACGAGGUCCCCAGAUGAAGAAGGUUAUGACUACGAGUCUUACGAAAAAACCACCCGGACCCCAGAUGUGAGUGGCUAUUACUAUGAGAAGACGGAGAGAACCACUCAAUCCCUGUGUGACAGUGGCUACUCACACGAAACCACUGAGAAAACCACCAAGACUCCUGACGAUGACAGCUAUGCCUAUGAAAUUACUGAGAAGACCACACGGAGCCCCGAAGAAAGUGGGUACUCAUAUGAGAUAAGUGAGAAGACGAUAAGAACCCCUGAAGUGAGUGGCUACGGCUAUGAGAAGACCGAGAGGUCCAGAAGGCUGCUGGAUGACAUCAGCAAUGGCUACGAUGACUCUGAAGAUGGUGGCCACACACUUGGGGAUUCCAGCUACUCUUAUGAGACCACUGAGAAAAUUGCCAGUUUCCCUGAGUCUGAAAGUUACUCCUGUGAGACAUCGACAAAGACCACACGCACCCCUGAUACGUCCACAUACUGUUAUGAGGCUGCAGAGAAAAUCAGUAGAACCCCCCAGGGGUCUACAUAUUCCUAUGAGACUUCGGACCAGUGCUACGCUGCAGAAAAGAAGUCCCCCUCAGAGGCUCGUCAGGAUGUCGAUUUAUGCCUCGUAUCCUCCUGUGAAUACAAGCAUCCCAAGACAGAGCUGUCACCCUCCUUCAUUAAUCCCAACCCUCUCGAAUGGUUUGCCAGUGAAGAGCCAACUGAAGAAUCCGAGAAGCCCCUCACCCAAUCAGGGGGAGCCCCACCGCCUCCAGGAGGAAAGCCACAGGGGCGACAAUGCGACGAAACCCCUCCCACCUCAGUCAGCGAGUCCGCCCCAUCUCAGACCGAUUCCGAUGUCCCCCCAGAGACUGAAGAGUGCCCCUCCAUCACAGCUGAUGCAAAUAUCGACUCUGAAGAUGAAUCAGAAACCAUCCCCACAGACAAAACCGUCACAUACAAACACAUGGACCCACCUCCGGCCCCAAUGCAGGACCGCAGCCCUUCUCCACGCCACCCUGACGUGUCCAUGAUGGACCCAGAGGCCUUGGCCAUCGAGCAGAACCUGGGCAAAGCUCUGAAGAAAGACCUGAAAGAGAAGACCAAAACCAAAAAGCCGGGUACGAAGACCAAGUCAUCUUCACCUGUCAAAAAGAGUGAUGGGAAGUCCAAGCCCUCUGCAGCUUCGCCAAAACCAGGGGGCUUGAAAGAAUCCUCAGAUAAAGUGUCUAGAGUGGCUUCUCCUAAGAAGAAGGAAUCUGUGGAAAAAGCAACGAAACCUACCACCACUCCCGAGGUCAAAGCUGCACGUGGAGAAGAGAAAGACAAGGAGACCAAGAAUGCCGCCAACGCCUCCACAUCCAAAUCGGUAAAGACUGCGACUGCAGGACCAGGAACCACCAAGACAGCCAAGCUCUCAGCUGUGCCUCCAGGACCCCCUGUGUAUUUGGACCUGUGCUACAUUCCCAACCACAGCAAUAGUAAGAAUGUUGAUGUCGAAUUCUUCAAGAGAGUGAGGUCGUCCUACUACGUGGUGAGUGGGAAUGACCCUGCUGCUGAGGAGCCCAGCCGGGCUGUCCUGGAUGCCUUGUUGGAAGGGAAGGCCCAGUGGGGCAGCAACAUGCAGGUAACCCUGAUUCCAACUCAUGACUCGGAAGUGAUGAGGGAAUGGUACCAGGAGACCCAUGAGAAACAGCAGGACCUCAACAUCAUGGUUUUAGCAAGCAGCAGCACAGUGGUUAUGCAAGAUGAAUCCUUCCCUGCGUGCAAGAUUGAACUGUAAAGACCAAGGCCAGCCACACCACAGGAUUUGAACUUUGUUUCCAGAAAGUCUUCAAUUUAAAAUCACCUUUUCUAAAAUGUCAAUUCGUCUAAAUAAGUCACUGAACCAUUACCUGCCAAACACUAGACUGUGUCAUGGUGAUGCAAGUCACUAAUAUUUCUCAGUUUUUGCUGAUUGCUAAGGGAAGUAACAGUAUUCCCACACUAGGGUUCAAGUUACUGCAAAAUUACCUACCCCAGUUCAUCUCUGCUAAGCAUUUGGAAACCAUGCACUAGCAAACCCAACUGACUUCUGCUAGAUAGAGGCAUUUGUCUUAGAAAGAGAGAAAGCGAGAGAAAGAGCGCACACAGAGAGAGAACGCAGGACAGAGAGAGAGAGAGAGAGAAUGAGAAAGAAAAAGAAUGCAAGAGAAGGAGAUGUAAUGGUAGAGAGUGCUGGUGAGAUACCCAGAGAGAAAGAGAGAGAGAGCAGGGUGGGGUAAGGAAGAGAAAAUAACCAACAAUUUGGUCUGCAUAUUCUCAGGCAGUCUGUAUUCUAUAGUCUACAUAGGCAAAGUUUUCAACUUGUGUCAGUCUGAGUCAUCAAAAGGGUCUUAAUUUUCUAAAACAACUUGGCUGGAAGAAAACAAAAAGAACAGAACUUGUUAUGAAGGCAUGUGAGAUUUUCACGCCUUAAUUAAGCUCCUUCAGUUUGAAGGCUGCACACUGACAUAACAUAGUGAUUGUAGAUUGGACAUGCAAGUGGUUUGAACCCCAUUCAGAACUCUUAGACUCUUCAAACACACGAGUAGAUUGAUCUAAGGCAUGCUCCCAGCAUCUGUGCACCCAGUUAGUCCACUCUGAGUCAAUUAACCUGCAUGCAGAAACACCCAAGUCCAUCCCAAUUAACAAGCAAAUACCAAAGCAGUUGGGAGUACAUAUGGUAGACAAUUUGCCUUAGAAAGUGACUUGAAUGUACAAAGAUACUUGAUGCACUUAUUAUUUUUUAAUGUGAGACAGCAAGUUUAUAAAACAUCCGUGUAGGAUUAUAGCUACUCCAGUUACAGGAGCGUGUGUGUACGCGUGUGGGAGUACUAGAAGCUGAUCUGAAAGGUGCAACAGUUUGAUGCUGAGUCAUGCGUGUGUGGAAUACCACCUCGGUGCCCCUGUGGCCCCUCAGCCAAACCAGUUGAGCCUUUCAUAGCUUCUUUACUACUGCAAGUUCAAGAUUGAAAUGGCUUCUAUGAUCAGAACUGGGAAAACAGUGAAUCUUAAUGGUGAAAGAGGUUCUCCAAGUGUACAGUAUUUACCUUCCAUUGUCUUACAUUGGCUUUUUUUAAUUUUCCAUUAAUUUCAGCAUAAUUAUGGGAACAAGUGUACAGAAGAAUUUUUUUUUAGGUAUGUGAGAACUUUUCAUAGAUGAACUUUUUAACAAAUGUUUUCAUUUGCAGGAAAAUGCUAAGAAAAUUUUCAAAUGACAGUCUUUUUUUUUUUUUUAAGUGUUUCGUAAGACAAAAAAUGAAUAAUGUUUUUUGAAGUUCUGGUGAGAUUGAAGUCUGAUAUUGCAGUAAUAAUAUUUAUUAAAACCCACAACUACCAGGAAUAGUGAUACCUCCCACCCCUUGAUUCCCAUAACAUAAAAAUCUGAGUAUGUGCUAUUUGAGAGUAGGGGAGAAUGGCAUGGUAGGGUACUUUUUCCAGGCCUUUACAUCACCCAGUGAUAUCCUACAUACUUCUUUCAAGAUCUUCAACCAUGAGGUAAAAGAGCCAAGAUGAGUUCAAAGAACCCUAGCAAAAUUUGCUUUGGGAUUUUCUUUUCUGAAAAAAAAAAAGAAAGAAAGAAAAAAGAAAGAAAAGAAAGAAAGAGAGAGAAAGAAAACAGAAAUAAUACAUUGAAAGCAAAUGAAUUCCCAGCUCCUACGAUUCAUCGUGUAGAGUUCAAAGAUCAUUUCCAUCAUUGUCAUUGAACAGUGAAUCUGGGAAGUCAGAUCACGAUUAAAACUGAUGUCAAGUUUCAAGUUGCAGAUCGAUGCACCCGGUGUUCAGAUGUGGCAAACUUCUCAGUGACAACUGUAUUGUGCUCUGUCACGUUGUGUUUCCUGCAGACUCUAAGAUCUCCGGAGUAGUGAACAAUGACCUCAUUUUAUUUUCUACGUUAGUUAUUUAUUUCAAAAAUAACAUUUUAGUUUAUUUUUGUCUGAUAAGUGUAUGUUUUGCACUGCUAACUUACUAUGAGGGUUUAAACAAUGCUUCUUCAGGGUCUUUUCACUGAGGACCUAUGCAGUCUAAUUAAUGCUGUGAAUUACAUUUUCAAAUGUUUAAUUUUUUAAAAAAAUUAAUAUUCUAUUUUUUUUAGGCUUCUCUGGAAAUGCAGCUUUUAUUUAUUACUCCAUUUUUUCAAGUCUUUAAAAACAACACAUUGAUUAAGGGUACAAAAAAUUAACACAUGAUGGAAAACAUUGCAACAUAAAUGAAUUUCAUUGAGUAUAAACUCAUCUACUUCAAACUUAUUUAAUGAGACAACCUAAGAUACUAAGAUAAUUAUUUAAUGAUUAGUAGUUGAGUUAGUACACAUAAUGAGAAAAGAAAUUUGCAGCCUUCUUGCCAAAUCCAGACCUCUGGUUGACUUUUCUUUGAUAGAAGAUGGAAUUAUUUUCUAAUUUCCCAAAUUAAAUUUAUUUAACAUGUACAUUAUUUUGCUUUAAAAAUUACCAACAUUUUAGAAGAAUUAUAGCCAGUUUUCAAUUAUAACCAUUCUAUCCCACUCCUUAUUUUUUAUUAUUAUUGUUAUUAUUUUUAUUUUUAUUUUUAUUUUUUUGCUAUGGGAUUUAAUGGGAAAAAUAUACAAAAGCUGUCACUGGUCAGCUGGCUCUUUUUCCUAUGAAAUAUACCUUUCUCCAUCCAUUGUUCUCAGUGAUGACCACAGAGCCUGAGUAUACCAGGAAUACCAAUAUUUGCAUUACAGGUUGCUCCUGUCCUUCCAGAGAACUUUCUAACUGGGUGACUAACCUAAUUUUGCUAGUUCCAUAAAUACACAAUUAGUUUAGUAACAGCCAUCACAAUGUACCGUGUACAUUCAUGGUGAGAGCUAAAGAUUGACACAGACUUCCGGGAGCUUUAUUCAUACCGAUAACUUAAUCCAACUGUAUGGAUUGAAUUUCUGCGUGGAAGGAAUUUACACUUUGUUUAAACGAUGGAAUUCUAUUGAGAUAGCACUCAUGAUCAUGACCUUUUUGGUAGUAUUCUUAAGCAAAAUUCUACAGAGACUAAAUGUUAGAGAUGAUCCUCCAUUUUCAAUUUUAACUAAUUCUAUUCCCUUUCUCAAAACCCAACCCUCGUGCAUGCUUUCUCAGUCUUGUGGUGGGACUGGAUACAGUGACUGACCCCCUUCCCCCAAUUCCAUUUUUCAUGGAGUUGAAAAAAAAAUUUUUUUUUUCUUAACCUUACAUAUCAUAGUGAAUGGUUUCCCCAGUGUAUAUGAAUGUUUUAAGUGUCUCCAAUAGCUUAUGCAGUUUAGGAGCUUUUCAAUACUCAUUUAAUAAGAUUAAAUCAUUCGUUAAUGGAAAUUUUACCACCUUCCAUUUUCCUUCUGUUACCAAAUUUCAGCUCUCAGGAGCUGUUCUACAAUUCUGAAAUUGCUUUUCUUGCCUCUCUUUAGUCACCUGUCACAGGAGGUUCUUGCUCAGUAAUGAUAUUGUGAAUUAGAUUAAUAACAUUUUUUUUUUUUUUGCGCUUCAGAUUUAGAAGAUCCUGUUUCCAUUUGAAAGGAACUGUGAGCUUUUAUCUUUUAACCAACUGAACAACACACCAAAAGCAGUCUAGGGAUGAGCAUUUCUUUGAAAGCAAUUAGGUUAUUCACCUGGUAUUAAAAUGAUUUACUAUUAAAAAAAUCUGUGACUUUAUUAAGUUGAUUUAAAAGGCAGCAUCAAAAACUGAAAAGGAAGGGGAAAAAAAUAGCUUCUCUGCAUUCAUUUGGAGAGCUCCCCAAAGCAGGGACCAUUGAGAUGAGGCAUCAGGACUGGGCUGCCCUUUUGAGAACACCCCGUAGCAGGUCAGAGUCGGCUUACCUGUGCUGCAUGCAGCCCUUCUCCUUCUGGCCCUGGAAAGAAGUGGUCUUGAGCUCGGCAGAGAAGCACCUCCCACUCCUCUCUCUUGUUCUGAAUGGUGUUUGUGUCAGUCUGCAGCUGUGUAUGGUAUUAUGUCUUAUAAUCCUGCAUCACUUCUAUCCUAUCCAGUCAUAUCUAAUGUAGAAAAUUAGUUUCCAGUGAAAGUAAUAUGUAGUGCUUUUAUGAUAUUUGUGUGCAAUAUCCCCUCUUCCAUUGAGGAUAUUUGAUGUAAAAGAAAAAAAGAAACAAACUCAGUUCCACAAUAAAAUACAAAAGUGGCAAAAGUU
Molecule: messenger RNA, 12033 nt
Organism: Pteropus alecto (black flying fox)
Lineage: Eukaryota; Metazoa; Chordata; Mammalia; Chiroptera; Pteropodidae
Gene: MAP1B
Product: microtubule associated protein 1B
Exons: 7
Coding region: 250-7662 (2470 amino acids)
Biological process (GO): microtubule cytoskeleton organization; axonogenesis; dendrite development
Cellular component (GO): synapse; microtubule; microtubule associated complex
Molecular function (GO): microtubule binding; actin binding
Source: RefSeq, a predicted model, not a curated record